AUGCCCAUUGCUCCUUCUGUAUGCGGUUUGGUGCUUCUCGGUUUCUCCAGUUACUUGCUCUACUCGCUGAACACAACCUUAACUGAUUUCAGACCACAAGAGUACGGUGUGGUUGUCGGAUUCUUGGUUAUUGGUUUCGUCAUUUGUUUCCUCGGAUUCCUCGGUUGCUGUGGUGCUUGGAAGGAAAAUGUUUGCAUGUUGACUGGGUUUGCUGUCAUUGUCGGACUGAUACUUACACUUGAAAUUAUUGUCGUGGUACUCGGAUUCGUCUACAGAGAUCAGUUCAUGUGUUGUGGUGUAGAUGGCCCUGCCGACUAUGAAAAGCGUCCAGAGAGUUGUGCGAACUAUGAGACCGGGUGUCAGAAAACGCUUGAGGACUUUAUGAUGAAAUAUUCGACUGUACUGUUUAUCGCGGCAAUCGUUGUAGCACUUCUUCAGUUGGCUGCCAUAGUCGUUGCUUGCUGUCUUCGCUCUAGCAUCCGAGCCUACCAGUCUGUCUAA
Molecule: messenger RNA, 501 nt
Organism: Mesocestoides corti
Lineage: Eukaryota; Metazoa; Platyhelminthes; Cestoda; Cyclophyllidea; Mesocestoididae
Source: the annotation of a GenBank genome assembly